AUGACCGGCAAAACACAGACCAGCAAUGUCACCAAUAAGAAUGACCCAAAGUCCAUCAACUCUAGAGUCUUCAUCGGCAAUCUGAACACAGCCAUUGUCAAAAAAGGUGACAUCGAAGCAAUCUUUGCAAAGUAUGGGAAAAUAGUUGGCUGCUCUGUGCACAAAGGUUACGCGUUUGUACAGUACAUGAGUGAGAGACAUGCCAGGGCUGCAGUGGCAGGAGAGAAUGCCAGGAUCAUCGCAGGGCAGCCACUCGAUAUCAACAUGGCAGGAGAACCAAAACCAUAUAGACCAAAACCUGGCAACAAACGUCCACUUUCAGCACUUUACAGACUUGAAUCAAAGGAACCUUUUCUGUCUGUUGGUGGUUAUGUCUUUGAUUAUGAUUACUACAGGGAUGAUUUCUACAAUCGGUUGUUUGAUUACCAUGGACGUGUCCCCCCACCACCUCGUGCUGUGAUACCACUGAAGCGUCCUCGUGUGGCUGUGACUACAACUCGUAGAGGCAAAGGGGUUUUCUCCAUGAAAGGAACAUCACGAUCCACCUCAAGUGGGACUUCUUCCUCAGGAUCCAAAUCACCCACCUGUCUUCCCCUGCCCCUUAUGUGGAGUGAUACUGCCCUUGGAAGCGUCACUGGAAGAGGAAGAGAAAGAUCAGUGAAAUCAGAUGAGUUGCAAACAAUCAAGAAGGAAUUAACCCAAAUCAAAACAAAAAUUGACUCCUUGCUAGGGAGACUGGAAAAGAUUGAAAAACAGCAAAAAGCUGAAGCAGAAGCUCAAAAGAAACAAAUGGAAGAUAAUGCUGAUUUGGUUCAAGAAGAAUGCAUAUCAGAGAAUGCAGAUAACUCUACAGAAGAUCCAAUUGAAGGAGGGCCAGAUGGAGAUGGGGAUGGAGAAGAGAUGACUGAUGGGAUAGAGGAGGAUUUUGAUGAGGAUGGCAGCAAUGAGCUGUUUCUACAGAUCAAGUGAUGAGAUGCCACGUGUGAACCCCCUGAAGGCUAAGAAGACAAACUCUGACUUCCCCACAGAAAAUUGCGAACUGCAGUUUCUUACUGGCUUGUAACACCUUUGAUUCAAUUUGUAUGAAAAUUAAAUUUACUUAUUAAAAUGAACAUUAAUGUUCAAAUAUUAGAAAUUCCAUUUCUUAUAUGUUCUAAGCUGUACAAUUGUCAGAUUUUUAUGGUUUAGAUUGUAAAUGUGUUUUUCUCUGGCUAAUUAUUGGUAUUAUUUUUUUAAUUUUGAUGUCUUAAAAGCCAAUGUACUGUAUCAUAAUAUUAUGAAGGACAUAUUUAACAGGUGUGGGAAACACUGUAUACAAAUGUAUAUUUCUAAAAGCUAUUUUUAUGAUUAGCAUGUUUUACCCUAUUUAGAGUCAGGUGUUAUUGCCCUUCCUUGUUUACAGCUUAAUUCAAACAAGAUCAUUAUGAUUAGUGACACACUUAAAAACACUGUAUGCUAUUUUCCAUUUUUUAUUUAUUGUAUUUGUCAUCUAAAGUAACCAUGUUUACUAAACAGGCUUAGUUGCUAAAAAGUAAAUAUGUCAAAAUAUGAAAGCAAUCUUUGAUAAACUGUAAAUUGGAUCCUUUUGUUCAUCCCUUUCUUCAGAUAAGCGCUCUGUGAUGCCACGCACUAUGCAGUUGUUGCAGCAGUAUCUGCACGUCUCUAAAGGCAGUUUCUUGCUGCCAUAUGGAAAGUUUACAUGACAGUCAGUCUCCUCCCCAGUCAGGUAAAUUACCUAUGCUGCCAAUAUUUGAGAGCCUGAGUUGGCUUACUGAUUACUUCUUUGUUUCAUUUCCUGGCAGCAGUCUGUCCACUCCCCGACCCCAAAAGCCUUCCUAAAAGCCUGAAGUUGGAAUAAUUAUUACAGGUGUCCUAGGGGUAAUGUCAGCAUCAAAUUUCUUAAUAAAUCAUAUUUCCUUUCAAAUAGAAUGGAUGCACUAUUUCUCUUUUGUUACUAAGAUACUAAGAGUAUCAAAGCACAUCUGAUAUGGGUACAAGUUCUUAUCUAAGGAGAGUAUCAACUCAUUAACCAUCUGAAAGCUAGGCCUCCUUAGUGCUGCAGAUGACACGAAACAAGGAAGAAAUGUUGAUUUACAUCCACAUGUGAGAUAUACUCUGAGAGACAUAUCUUUGAAGUGAUUGUAGGGGCAAAAAAGUUAAAGCAAUAGCCUUCCAAUAGUGUGAAUGUAAAUAUUUUAACCAGUCAGAUGGAGCUCCGACCCAGUUUCAUAGCAUUGUGCAAAACAACCCUAACUGCUAUCAUAGAAUCAUAGAAUGGCCUGGGCUAAAAAGGGCCACAAUGAUCAUCUAUUUUCAACCCUCA
This is a messenger RNA of Lagopus leucura (white-tailed ptarmigan), 2323 nucleotides long. RefSeq names its product RALY RNA binding protein like (gene RALYL). The transcript has 9 exons. NCBI's taxonomy places the organism in Eukaryota, Metazoa, Chordata, Aves, Galliformes, Phasianidae. The coding region runs from base 1 to 969 and encodes 322 amino acids. Gene Ontology annotation, molecular function: RNA binding. Gene Ontology annotation, cellular component: nucleus. The record is from RefSeq and is a predicted model, not a curated record.